AUGGGUUCGCGGUCUGCGAGGUGUGUGGCGGUACUGUGGCUGCUGCUGCUGGCGGCGGCGGGGGCGGAGGCUGGGGGCGCAGAGCUCCCAGUGGUGAGGAUCCUGCAGGGCGCGGUGCGAGGCCGCCGACAAGCGACUAGCAACGGCCGCCCACUGCUCGCUUUCUACAACCUGCCGUACGCCAAGCCCCCCGUCGGGUCGCUGCGUUUCAAGGAUCCACAGCCGCCAGAUGGAUGGGUGCACAUCCGAGAUGCCACUAUGCGUGGGCCCGACUGCGUACAGAAUGACGAGUUUUUCUUCCAUACUGGAGUGUCUGGAUCUGAAGACUGCCUCUACCUCAACGUCUACACACCUGAGCUGUCACCAUCCAGUCCACUGCCAGUUAUGUUUUGGGUUCAUGGAGGAGGAUUUUUCUAUGGGGGUGGCUCAGUCUAUGGACCGGAUUUUCUCUUGGAUCAUGAUGUAGUAUUAGUAACCAUCAAUUACCGACUUGGAACGUUAGGUUUUCUGAGCACCGAAGAUGAAGCUGCUCCAGGAAAUUUCGGACUUAAAGACCAGGUGGCGGCGCUGCGUUGGGUACAGGAGAACAUCGCAGCGUUUGGCGGAGAUCCGGACAGAGUCACCAUUUUCGGCGAAAGUGCGGGGGCGGCCUGCGUACACCUCCUCGCACUGUCACCCCUCGCCAGAGGUCUCUUCCACCGCGUCAUCAUGGAGAGCGGCUCCGCGCUGACGCCCUGGACGUUGGCACGCAAUGGGGAGUCAGCAGCGAGGGCGCGGCAGGUGGCCGCCUCCCUGGGCUGCCCCACACAGCCCCAUGCCGCCAUGGUCGACUGUCUGCGCGGUGUCGACGACCACAAGCUACUGCUCGCCGGGAACAUCAUUAAGAAAUGGGGCGUACACCCUGUCGUACUGUUUCAUCCCGUCGAGGAAGCUGCCACGCCUUCUUCAUUUCUUCCCGGACCCUCGCCACUCUUGAAGCCUGCUGAAGUGGACUGGAUGGUUGGCGUGAAUGAAAAUGAAGGAGGAAUUUUUAGUGCAGGGUUUUAUGCGAACAGUUCAGUGUGGAAAGAGUUCGAAAAUAAUUUAAACACUUUGUUACCGAUAACGAUAUUUUAUGAUACCGCACGAAAUGCUGAUCUCAUUGGAGAAAAGAUUCGUGAAUUUUAUUUUCCAUCUGGAAGUCUCUCUCUCAAGGGUAUGACUGAACUGUACUCAGAUGUCAUGUUUAUUUGGGGAAGUGACGAGGCAGUCCGACGUUACAGAAACAUGGCCUCUGUCUACUAUUAUUAUUUUACCUACAGAGGAAAGUACAGGGCAGCAGAUCCCUAUCGAAAAAUUGACUUUGAUUUCGGUGCUGGACACACAGACGAACUGUUCUACUUAUUUCCGAAAAACCCGUUUUACCCAGAAAAUUAUGAGUUACCAGACGAAGACAGGAAUAUCGCUGAUACGUUGACUAAGUUGUGGACCAAUUUCGCUAAAACUGGGAAUCCAACUCCAGAUGGUGAGUCUGUAACGUGGCCGAAAGUUGCGUCUGAUGAUGAACCGGAGUACUUGGAAAUCGGUAAAGAACUAAAAGCAAAGAGGGGUUUCGCCAAGGAGCGUAUGGAAUUCUGGCGAUCUGUGACUCCUUUAUGGGAUUUUGGAACUGUAUCACACCUGAUGGGCACGCAAGAGCCCGAAACCGGUCGUGGUUUAAGUACUGAAAAAUAAAAGAAACCUUACAACUGAAGCACUAUUUACAACCGCUACUAUAGUGCUCACUUGCGGACGUUCCUCCAGUAGGAUUAUUUCAUUUAGUACUGCGGAGUAGCAUGUUUUCGGUGGGCACAACUCUCAUCAGUUCGGUAGGCUCUGGGUGUCAGCGCUGUUUACCUUCGCAGCUUGUUCAUGGUAUGAAGGACGUUCACAUGUCCAGAAUGUUUACAUAAAAUGAGGCGUCUAGAGAUCUAUCGUCACAAGCCUUUACAAAUGGGAAUAACAGAAGAGAGGGAUGGGAAUUCCCGGCAUCUAUUAUGCAGUCGCAUAAUCGAUUGGUGCUGCAGAUUUACUUUGAAACCACAUUACAAUACCAUACAGAAAUAAUUGAAAGAUACAGUUCAUCAAGCGAAAGCAAAAUAUUGCUAAGAUCGACAGACAGGAUUCGUGGUUCUGUACACAAAGAGGCACUUUGUGAUAAAUUUGCAGGUGUAGCGCACAUGAAGAAAUAGAUGACAUGAAGAGUGAGUUGCUGAACUCCCAUGCAUUAUUCCACUGUUAGCUGCAACAGUUUUCGAUGGAUUUGAACGAAGAAUAUGGAGAAUUUAUAUAUUGCUGAAAAGUACGUUGGUUCAGUGAGAGAAAAUGCUGGAAAGAUUUUUCAAUUUGAAACCCGCUAUUGUUGUAUUUUUGAAGGAAUAAGUAGUGCAGGAAUGAAAAAUAGAACAUCUCGAAUGGAUUGAGGACCUCACAUAAUUAAGUGGACUUGGCUGCCCACUGCCCCCAGUAAGACACUGAAACGUGAGAAACAUAUUAUUUCUGACUUCAUCGGGAUGCACUUAAAAAAAAAAAAAAAGCGCGUUGUAGGAGGAACAAAUUUUGACAAACAUAAUCCAGUUCCCCAAGUCACUGGCGUCAAAGAAAACGCGAGGUCCGAAGAAUUAAUUGUGGUAUUGAAAGAAUUACGAGGGUAGUUUUCUAAACGUUUGAGGGUACUGCCAGUUUCACCUGUUUUCGAACUGCAUUUUCAGUUGAAAGCUCUCUUGUGCAUGUGCAAAUGCAACCGAUUGAUUUACACUGUAAUUCCCAUUUUAAAGACACCAUCCUUUCACGUUAAAACUGCCUAGGCUGUCGACAUCGUUUUCCUCAGGCAGAGAUUCCGUGUCUCCAUCAUUAGGGUUCAGAAGUGCUUCGAUCGGCAUACGUUUGUGGAAGACAUUAUUUUCGAUUAUGAAACUAAAUAACUCACAAUUACAUGGAAAACUGAGUGCAGAAAUCCGUGAAAUAGUCUGCGGCUGUCCGUUGGCCGACAUUUCGUACCAGGUAAAGAUUGUCUUCAGUGGGCCAAAAAUAAUUCAAUAAUACUGAAAAUUUGUUUCGUUUGUGAUCUAUGUUAUUGAGAAAUGUGAAAUAUAAAACUGCAUCGCUGUUAAAA
Messenger RNA from Schistocerca piceifrons (Central American locust), 3133 nucleotides. Its product is annotated as juvenile hormone esterase-like. Bases 1 to 1713 code for a protein of 570 amino acids. The transcript has 11 exons. The record is from RefSeq and is a predicted model, not a curated record. NCBI's taxonomy places the organism in Eukaryota, Metazoa, Arthropoda, Insecta, Orthoptera, Acrididae.